This is a messenger RNA of Durusdinium trenchii, 1378 nucleotides long. Lineage: Eukaryota; Dinophyceae; Suessiales; Symbiodiniaceae. The record is from the annotation of a GenBank genome assembly.
CAGGGAGCCAUUGGAAUUCAAUGUCGCAGUUUUAAACCUUCCGGCUGCUCAAGGGCAGUCCUGAAGCCCGUGGCCGCUCGGGCAAGAAGCGAAAUGGUAUCACAUGGGGAGAGGUGGGUUUGUUGAUGUGUGUUGUUUUUGUUUUUGUCGUUUGUUUGCUAUUGUUUGCUUGCUUGCUUGUUGUUUGUUGUUUGGUUGGUCGGUCGGUCGGUCGUUUGUUUGGUUGGUUGGUUGGUGGUGGUGUUGAACAGGUCUUGAUCCUGAGAAGAUCGAUUUGAACAUAUUUGAACUCUCCCUGUGCAGGUGAAAUCGACCCUGGAAAAAAAACAACCGUCUUGGUUGGACUAGGCCUCGGUAGGGCCGGUGCUUCAGCUUGUAGGGCCGGCAUGCACGGUCGCAGACCGAACCUGACACCCUGACGUUCUAACAGCCGUUCGCCCUGCAGCCGGGCCUGUCCUGCAGCCGUUUUGGGUUGUUUGAGACUUCCAGAUCCACAGUUGACAGAUUUCCUGGAAUGUUUUGGAUAAAGUUGGCGUUGCUGCUUCCGCAGGGCCUGGCUUUGCGUGAGAUCAUGCGGGAUUUUGCCCCGACCAAGGAGCAGGUGGAAAAGAUCAGCAAGUCCAAGACCCGAUGUGUGAUGCCCAUGGCGAAUUCGGGACAUGGCUUUGUUUGUGAACAAGAUUUGGAAGGCAGUUCAAUGGUCCGCUGUCUUCGUUGUGGACAACUCUUUGGAAGCCAGAUUGAUCCCAUGCAGGAGUGCACAAUCAAGACACAGCCUUAUAAGUGGCUCUUCCGGAUGGUCUCAAGCGUCAAGGUCAAGGUGCCGAGAUCCUGGUCCACCCGGACCUGUCGGCGAUUGAUGCUGCAGGUUCCUCGUUGGCUGGGCAGCCUCUCAGAACUGCCGUGCAUCAAAAAGGACUCUGGGCGAGGCUAUAAGCGCUGGUGCCUCCUGCCACAAUCUGCAGAUGGACGUUUGGUGGAGGUGCUCAAUGCAGAGAUCUCAGAGGUGGAUCUGGACUCCAUGCAAUACUCGGCCCCCUAUCUCAAUACAGAGCUCCAACCCAGAGCUUUGGUGGGGGGCGUGAGCAUGUGUCAGCCACCCGCCGUCCUUCUUCGGGCGAGGCGUUGGAGAGACGUUGGGUUUGUGGUGGUCCAUCUGCUUUGCUCCAAAGAAGCCUCAGACAGAGUUCCAGGCCUUGAUGAGAUUUGUAGAUAUUUGUGCCCUGCCCAUGUGAUAGUAAUGAACCCAAUCAUAAGGUGACUGCCUCCAUCACACCUUGGCUGGUUCAUGGAGGCCACAUUUACCACCCCUGUCAACCCAGGAAAGAAAUGAAAGAUUGAAAUUGAACACAUAUAAACCUCCGGGGGAUGAUGAGGC